Molecule: messenger RNA, 6591 nt
Organism: Petromyzon marinus (sea lamprey)
Lineage: Eukaryota; Metazoa; Chordata; Hyperoartia; Petromyzontiformes; Petromyzontidae
Gene: UBASH3B
Product: ubiquitin associated and SH3 domain containing B
Molecular function (GO): protein binding
Source: RefSeq, a predicted model, not a curated record
GAGCGCGGGAAAAGGGGGCGGAACAAAAAAAAACCGCGCGCUCGCUCGCUCUCGCGCACUCGCGCUCGCCUCACACUUUUGGUUGUGGUUCCGCAGUCGGUGGCAGCAAGCGCCCGUGCGUUCGUCUCCUCGCUGUCCCGUACAUAUAUAGACACACACAUACACACGAACGUACGUACGCACGCACGCGCGCCGCCGCCGCACGUUACCGUAUAUGUGCGAGUGUAAAUGGCCAUGGCGGGCGCUGCGGGACAGGGCGACGCGGCCGAGGUGAUGUACAGCAAAGUGGUGCCGAAGAGCCGGCGGGCGACGCGGCAGACGAUCAAGAAUGCCUCUUCGCUCGACAUUCUGCUGUCCAUGGGGUUUCCCAGGGCCCGCGCGCUCAAGGCUCUUGCUUCAACAGGCGACCAUGGUGUUCAAGAGGCAUGCGACUGGCUCUUUUCGCACCUGUCGGACCCCUUCCUGGACGACCCGCUCCCACGAGAGUACGUGCUCUACCUGUGCCCCACGGGGCGGUUGGCGCAGCGCCUCUCCGACUUCUGGGACGCGUCUCGCGCCCAGUGCGGGAAGAACAAGGCGCACAACGUCUUCCCGCACGUCACGCUCUGCCAGUUCUUCACGUGCGAGGACGAGAACGCCGAGGGCCUGUACCGGGGCCUCAAAGGCGUGGUGGAGACGUGGCGGCCCCGCUUUCCGACGCCCCUGCGGCUGGAGCAUUUCUCGACCCCCAACUUCCUGGGUCUCUUCGUGCAGGAUGGCGACGCCGAAAUCCUGCGGGAGUUCGCUGCCGAAUUCGCCGCGGAAGUCGCUAAAACCGCCGACGUGAAAGUGGAGCCACACAAGAGGCAGCUGCACCUGACGCUGGCGUACCAGUUCCAGGCGCAGCACCUGGCCAAGCUGGAGCGGCUGGUGCGCGCCGUGGACCCCGAGCUGCCGUGCGAGUGGUGCGCCGUGCUCUACUCGCGUGACAUCCGCUACGCGGGCCAUGAGACCCUGCGGGUGCUUUACCCGUACAUCCCUCAGAACGACGACGAGCUGGAGCUAAUACCGGGAGAUUCCAUAUUUGUGUCGCCUUCGGAGCACGGUGCACAGGGUGGCAGCGAGGGCUGGGUGCAGGGGACGUCGUGGAUCUCGGGCCUGGCCGGGCUGCUGCCGGAAAACUACACGCAGAAAGCGGACGAGUCGGACACCUGGGUGCUGCACAGGUCCUACGCGCUGUCGUGCCCCGUGCUGACCACGGAGGCCGCCGCCGCCGCCGCCGCGACGUCGGUGCCCCGCGAGCUGCUCCUGAGACACGCGGCCCACGGCAACGGAGAAUCGUCGUCCGCUUCCUCCUCCGCGCUCCUCGCCGUCAACGGACCGGCCUCCGCGACGAACAGCCAGCGGUCCCUGCGUGGGGGCGCGCGUUCCGGCACGGAGCUGGCCCGCCGGAGUCUGUUUGUGCUGCGACACGGCGAGCGCAUGGACGUGGUGUUCGGACGGCAGUGGGUGGCGCAGUGCUUCGACGAGCGGGGAGUGUACUUUCGAUCGAACAUGAACAUGCCGGCCAGUCUGCCGCAACGGAGCGGAGGGCAUCGCCAGUUCGAGAAUGACCCCCCGCUCACCGUCCUGGGGGUCACCCAGGCCCGGCUCACAGGUGAAGCGCUCUUUGAUGUUGCUGCGGCGGUGGACGUGGUCUACUGCUCCCCUUCCCUCCGCUGCGUUCAGACGGCGCAGCAUCUCCUUAAAGGUCUGCAGAUCGAGGGCCGGCUUAGGAUUAAGAUCGAGCCAGGGUUGUUUGAGUGGACCAAGUGGACACCUGGGAACUGUCUGCCAUCCUGGAUGUCAAACCAAGAGUUCACGGCAGCUGGAAUCCACAUAGAUACCACCUACAGGCCCCUGAUUCCGGUGGCGCAGUUGAACCCGAGCGAAUCGUACGACGUGUACGUCACACGGAGCUUCCACGUGUGCAGGGAGAUCCUGGCCGAUUGCAAGCAGAAGGCAGGCUUAUCGCGAGUGCUCAUGGUGGGCCACGCCUCGUCCCUCGACGCCUGCACUCGACAGCUCCGUGGGCUCAGCAAGCUCCCGGCUAAAGACUUCAUCCAGAUCGUGCGCAAGGUACCGUACCUGGGCUUCUGUGCCUGUCAAGAGCUGGAGGAGGCGGGAAUCUGGCAGAUGGUGGACCCACCCAUACUGCCCCUCACGCACGGCCCAAACCCAGCCUUCUGUUGGCGCGAGGCCCUCUGUGAGGACUGAAAUCAUCCGGGAAAACACAAUUCAUUUAUAUUUAUUAUUGUUAUUAUUUUAUAUUAAACGAAGAAAGGAAUAGUAUAAUAAUGUAUAUUUCCCCGCAUUUCUCUGCUAUCACCGAACAUAUGUGUGUAAAACACAAAUCACCCCCCCCCCACAAUAAAGGUUGUGGCCGGUCGAGAGGGGAUUUUUUUUAAAUGUAACAUUCUCAUGGGAAAUAAAGCAGCGUGUACUAAAUGCAUUGCGCCACACUUGCGCCACUAUUAGAUUGCUAUGUCACACUCGUUUAUAGAUGGGGGGGGGGGGGUGGUCCUUACAAGUUUUGUAAAUUAAUUUAUUAUUUUUUAACACAUAUACACAUAUAUGUAUAUAUAUGUAUACAUAUAUACGCGUGAGGUUGCUUGGUAUCGAAAUUCUCUCUCGAUCGGGCACGGAAAGGCCUCCCUGUCCAUGGUACUAAAAUACCAACAAAUGUGAUGAUGUUUCUUCCAAAAGAAAGUGGAAGAAAUAGCCGGGGGAUAGCCUUCUCCAUCGUUGGGAGAACUAAACGUUAGUGUCACCUCACUUUUGUUGGAGGGGAACACAUUAAUGAUGCUCGCAAUUCCUUAAAAAAAGCAUUGAAUGUUACUACGCUCUAUUUAUCUUCCCAAUGUUAGAGGAGAGAGAGAGAUUGUACGGUUUAAGGCAGGUACUGGUGUUAGUGUGUCGUGUGGGAGGUAUGUUUCGUCUUGGGAACUUAAUCAACAUUGAGUUACCUCAUUGUUAAUCACAGGCAGGUACUUUUUUUGUUGUCACGGUUUACUUUACUCGAUCGGUAACAGGCGUACAGCGGCCUACAGCGGUCCCUUCUCGUGGUGUCUUCUAUAUACUUGCAUGGUGGUCUUUGUAGAUGUUGUCUGUGUGCUUGUUCCUACCACAUACAUUUACGAUGGCAAUCACAAUUGAGUUACCAAAAUUGAAUAUUUAAAUCUAAUAUAGUAUUCACAUUAUAUGAACAUUUACAUCCAAAAAGUUAAAGGCACUCCUUUUUUUUACUUUUGUUAUUGAUUACAUUAUAUUUUUAUAGCACUUAACGAAGCUGCAGCAUACAUGUGUUUCGGUGUCGCGAGAGCUAAGUGACAUUUGAGGUUUCUAUAGCGCAGGCGUCUGCAACCUGCGUUUGUCAAUUCGGAUAUUGAUGUACGUCACAUUACAGUGUACUCUGCACAGGCAGAUGUGAGCGGCACAUACGCCGCUGUGGUUACGUGCGUUCCCGUAUCCGUCAAUGCCCGGCAUAUAUCCGGGGAUAUAUUUGAGCGGUGGACGAGCGGGUCCAUGUUUUCAGGCGCCACAGGCCCUCCGAACAACUCGACCGCGUUCGUUCAGCGUUGAUCCACUUGUCGUGCAGUCGUUACCGCGUGUUCAUCGUUGUACAGGGGAGAGACCCUCUGCUACCAACUCGGCUUACACAGGGCUAGGGUUGCAGUGUCUCGAUUAUGCAUGACAGCAGAGGCCAAACACGAUACAUGCGGAUUCCUUCCCCUUUGCGAUGUUCUGUCACCGCGCCCUGGCGUAAUCGAUGCUCGCUGCUUUAUCCACAAAAUUACACACGUGAGCAUCGCGCUCCACACCCGAGUCACCAAUGCAAACCGUCGUAUGUCGCAUUGUCUGAAAGUAUUUCCGUGCUUGGCGGUUAGGAACGGCGAGCCGAUUGUAACUCUGUGAGCUGCACAGGCAAUUCUAUGUUACCCAUGAGCUCCUGCCAGACACCUUCUCUUCGGUACGCGAAGACUUCAGUUGACCUGCCGCGUGUCACCUACCCGGUUAAUCCUUCCUUUUGAUUAUGACACUGAAUGCGCAGCUCUACACACACAAGGGUGCUCUCCCAUCAUUCCAGCAUCGAGGAUCAAAUCACACUGCUGUGGCUCACGAAAUGAAGCAGUCAAAGCUGAGUGCUUGCGGAAGGGUGUGGCUAAAUUAAAUAAUGUGAUAAUCAUGGGAAUUUUGUUUACUUAUUGGGCUUCAUAAUGGUUCAGUAAUAACAUAAAUAAUGUACAGUCCUUUAGCAAUCCACUGCCAAAUGAUGGGCUCCCAUGCCUUCAGUUGGGGUUGGUUGACCAUAUUUCACCCGUGCUGGUCAGUAUAUAAAUUGGUAAUUGCUUUAGGGGGCCAAGACCGGUUCAAAUAUCACUCUCCACUGACGUUAGCUGGAAUCGAACUCAGGUUACCGAGCUCACGGUGCAGUGCGCUUACCACCGCACUCGCCCCAUAUUGGAAUUUGGAAUAGACACCCCCCCGAGCACUGAAAGUCUGCCAUGUACAAUUAACCAGUCAGGCAGGUUGUCAAAAUAGUCAGGUGGAGAUGUGGUUAACCCUGAUUACUGGAAAUGCUCGUACGCGCUUUUGUUUCAGGCGCACAAAAUUGCCAUUCGUGUGAAGGGUGUGCCACUGGGUGGGGCUUUGGAGCAGUGUGCUUCCAGGAUGGAAUGUUUCAGUAGAUUUGACUCCGCGUUCAGUGCUUGUCCGUAGCAUUGUCCUGACCCGAUGCAAUAUAGGAAUUAAAGUGCAGGCUGAAUGCAGUUACCAGGUCACGCUGCUAGCCGUGCAGAAUUUGCGUUACUUUAACACGUUGCCUUUAAUUAUCGGGGUUUUGAUGCCGCCUUUAAUGAAUGGCGAGAGAGGCUGAAGCAAGUUCUUUGGGGACGGCGGCAAACAAAUGUGGUACGAAAUGACCGAGCAGAUUAGACAGGCGGUGGGGGGGGGGCGACCCCCUUGAAUUUAACCCUCUGAUGUACAGGGUGGUGGUCCAGAUGUCUUGUGACCCCCCCCCCCCCCAAUUUAAUUGACGCGCUAAUAAAACAUUUCCCGUUGCAUACUAAUUCAUGUUUUAUAUACAGCUUAUACUUUUUUCUUCUUGGUUCUUUCGGCAAAGCCAUGUGAUUUUACCGAAAGAACCAAGAAGAUGAAUCCUUGCAGUCACGAAAGCUUUAAAUCGAAGCUUAUACUUUCUUGGAAGUAAUUGGAGGGGGGGGUCACAAUACAUCUCGACCACCCUGUAAGAAUACUAUAGGUGGCAGAUGUAACACUUGGGGAAUGCGGUGCCGUGACACCAUUCAGCGCCCCCUCUAAAAAGUAAAAAAAAAAACCUUUUCCGUGGGGAAACAACAAAAAUGCAUUCGGAAGAUUUUAAUCUUCGUGAGCGACACGUAACUCGAUUGACCAACUUCCGAUUGAUAUUAAAGGGUAAAAAAAAUUAAGGAGCACGAAACAAAGUUCAACCAUUGACAAUGGUUAAUUAUGCUAAUUUUUCGGUCACGUUUACAUGCCAAUGCGAAUUCAAGUGUGGAAAAAAAAUUCAUCCACUCGUCUCAAAUGUUUAAACUUGGACUGAGCAAAUGGCCGUCGUGUUUGCUUGGAAUCUCAAGCUCGUUACUGUUUGAAAAAUGCAUUCUGGGAUUGCAUUGUCGCACAGAUAUUUUGUCGUUUCACAAGUCCCAAUACGUGAUAUUUCCAUAACGCCCUUCAAUAUUGGCAUGCGUUUUCUCGUUCGCGCAUCUUUGGUAUCGUGUUCAAAUGUCCGGCCCCAUCUGUGGUUUUGUUACGAAGAUAAAAGAAACAAAAAACACCGUUCCCCCCCUGUGUACUAAACUUGCUUUGCCAAAAUAUCGUUACAGACCAUCGCGGUGCUGUGAGCUAUAUACAUAUUCCACUAAUCUACGCUGUGAUCGUGUCUUGUUUGUGGUCAUCCGAAAACUGCUCGCGGAUUCGUGAAGCAGCAUUGUAAUCUAGCGCACUGUGUGCUUUAUGCAAAAAAAUAAUCCUUCAAAGCAAUUUAUCAAUACAGGUAUAUAUUUAAAAAAAGAAGUAUAAGUUUGUGUACAAGUUAAACAAUUAUAUAUGUGUACUUUGCACCAAUGAAUUAAAGUAUAUUAACAUGUGGACGAGCAUUUAUACGAUUACUUUCGUUUUCGGAGAUUUUUUUUUUUACGUAUAAUGUACGCACAUAAUAUGCACAACGAGCCCCAUAUUUUGUUGUUAUGAUUUUAAAAUGUUCUGUUUGUUUGAAAUCUUUACUUGCACUGGGGAUUGUGUUGAAUGACGUGUGUUCAUCAUAAAUACUUUUUUUGUUUGCUCAGGGCGCAAGGGAGGCAAAGCCAAGCCUGUGCGCGCCCCUUGUCCCAGGAUUGCGGUGUCGUUCAUUCCGACACAUUUGUUCAAACGGGGGGAAUGUACGAGUUACCUUUUCCGCGAAAAUUCGUGCAAUCCGUGAAUUCAAAGCAGGUAUAAGUGUUUCAGGAAAUAAAAAAAAUUAUACGAGACAAAAAAAGGUAUUCACGUGUUUAACGAUUUGACGACGACAUUAAAAGCAUGAUUCUGCGCCAA